This is a messenger RNA of Lytechinus pictus (painted urchin), 1595 nucleotides long. RefSeq lists its product as uncharacterized. Gene Ontology annotation, cellular component: plasma membrane. The transcript is spliced from 4 exons. The record is from RefSeq and is a predicted model, not a curated record. The coding region runs from base 29 to 1204 and encodes 391 amino acids. NCBI's taxonomy places the organism in Eukaryota, Metazoa, Echinodermata, Echinoidea, Temnopleuroida, Toxopneustidae.
ACAGUCAUUUUCCCCUCGUGAAGUAAGCAUGGCGGACAGGGUAGUAACGAUGUGGUGUCUGUUAAUACUAAUGUUCUUGGUGCCAUUGGGCACAUAUUCUCUAGGAGCAGUCCCAGACGGCCUGGUUUAUACAGAAAUGCAGAAGACACUCGUUAGUGGAAGCCAAGGUGUUCUAACAUGUCGUUUCUACGGAAAACCUUGGGCAGUGUACUGGAGUAAAGGCAAAUUCGAUCCCUUGAAUCCAAUCUUUUCGAUCGUGUGGGACGAUGGUGCAAUAUCGGGUCCCCGAUAUGACGAUGGAAGUUACGACAUCGGUGAUAACUUUUCCUUAAUUCUAAAAAAUGUCUCAGCUUCAGAUGCAGGACUUGUUUAUUGUACGGUAUCUAACUACGUCGGGCAUUUGAUCGAUAACUACACUGAUGUUUCAGUUGCAAAUACUGCACUUGAAAUGAGUCCUCAUGUCACCCUGCAUAUGCGCGUAGCAUCGUAUGCCAUUCUGCGGUGUACUGUUCAUAUCAAAGCUAGAAGAGUCUCCUGGACAAAGAUAACUUCUUCUUCAGCAAACCAGAGCCUUGUUGUAAUAGAAAAUCACCAAGGUGCUACUGAAGUAAAUGGAACAGGGUACAACCAGGGCACCUACAAUAUCACCCAAGAUUACUCCUUGGUCAUCGGGGAAGUUCGGGUUCACCAUGAAGGUCUUUAUGUUUGCGAAGUGACUGACUUUGACACAGGGAUAUCUUUCAAGGAUAAGACAUUCGUCACUGUGAUUGCCCAACCCUUGGCACCAUUUCCAACUAUCCAAGAAUGCGUUUACACUGGCAAGUACAGUUCAACAAACGAAUAUUGCACUCUCGUUGCUAAAUCAAAGCUGACUCUGACAUGUGAAGCUAAUGGCUACUACCCGGCUCUACAUCUCUAUUUCCUAUAUGGAUCAAAACAAGUAGAACCACUGGAAAUUAGAGAAUUGAAUAACACUGACGGAACCAGAAAUAAAACGGUCACAAUCGCUGUAAGGGGGAGCAAAGAACUGUAUACUUGCGUAGCAUCUAACAUCCCUGGACGUUCUGAAGAUGAAUCCACAUCAGUCCUACUGCAUGAUGAACGAAAAUCCAAACCAACUGUUCUGAUAAUAUUAAUGAUUUGUAAGUUAAAAAUACUGCCUAAUUUAAAGAAUAUGUUUUUAAGUAACCACGAUAAUAUUUAGAUCUCGUUUAAAAGUCUUUUUUUUUCAAGAUUGAGGAAAAUGAAUUUAAGAUUUGCGUAACUGACAUUCGUGUAAACAUCCUAUAUAAGUUAUUUAUUAUGGGUAGGACUCCAUAAUGGGGUACAAUUAUUACGACGCAAAGCCGUGAUUGAAACAACAUGAUUCCGAAUAUAUAUACACUGUUGGUCAUAAAGGUGGAAUAUUUUUUUUCACCAAAUUUUCACAGCGUAAUUAUUACAACAUGAUUUGAAUAUGGCAUUUAUAGAGCAUGAUAACCCCUUUACUUUAUUAUUCUGCCUUUUACACACGUUUGACAGUGAUAUUUUACAAGUUUAUGUCCUAAGCGAUGGAUGUCAUGAGCAUAGAACAACAAUGACGACAAUAUACAGUA